AUGCAUUUAUACAACUUGACCCUUCAAUCACCCACCGCAAUCACCCAUGCUGUCGCGGGUAACUUUUCCGGAUCCCGACACCAAGAAAUCAUUGUAUCCCGCGGAACCCGAUUGGAGCUGCUGCGUCCCGAUGUGCAAAGUGGAAAAGUCGCAACGGUCAUUGCGAGCGACGUUUUUGGGUCCAUCCGGUCCCUCGCCGCUUUUCGCCUGACGGGAGGUACCAAGGACUACGCUGUCGUAGGCUCUGACUCCGGCCGCAUCGUCAUCCUGGAUUAUGACCCCAAAACGAGUAGUUUUGUCAAAGUGCACCAGGAAACGUUUGGCAAAUCUGGUUCUCGGCGGAUCGUUCCCGGUCAAUACCUUGCGACUGACCCAAAAGGACGGAGUGUGAUGAUCUCAGCUGUCGAGAAAACGAAGCUGGUGUACAUUCUCAACCGAGAUGCUGCCGCCAACUUGACCAUCUCGUCCCCACUGGAAGCUCACAAGAACAAUUCGAUCAUCCACCACAUUAUCGGCUUGGAUGUUGGCUUCGACAAUCCGAUGUUUGCAGCUCUCGAAGUAGACUACUCCGAGUCCGACCAGGAUCCGACGGGGGAGGCAUUCAACAAUGCGGAGAAGAUGUUGACAUAUUAUGAAUUGGAUCUUGGACUUAAUCAUGUCGUUCGAAAAUGGAGCGAGCCUACAGACCCGCGCGCCAACCUCCUUGUGCAGGUCCCUGGGGGCCAAUUGGCCUCGUCAGAUCGAUAUGAUGGGCCUUCUGGUGUGUUGGUGUGCUGCGAAGACCAUAUUAUUUACCGACAUAUGGAUGCGCCCCAGCAUCGUAUCCCCAUCCCACGAAGACAACAUCCCCUUGCAGAUCACGGUAGAGGCCUCAUCAUCACAGCGGCAGUAAUGCACAAAAUGAAGGGUGCAUUUUUCUUUCUGCUUCAAAGCGAAGAAGGGGAUCUUUACAAGGUCACUAUCGAACACGAAGAUCAGGAUGUCAAGGCUCUGAAAAUCAAGUAUUUCGACACCGUACCUAUCGCUUCCAGCCUUUGUAUCCUGAAGUCUGGUUUCCUCUUCGUGGCGUCGGAGUUCGGCAAUCACUACCUGUACCAGUUCCAAAAACUGGGUGAUGACGACAAUGAACCUGAAUUUUCGUCGACGGAUUAUCCAUCCUUCGGGAUGGCAGACCCCUCGUUCGCCCUCCCGCACGCGUACUUCAAGCCCCGUGCCUUAGAUAAUUUGACCCUCGUUGAUGAGAUGGAAUCUCUUUGUCCUAUCCUUGACUCCAAGGUCAUGAACCUGUUGCCAAACUCAGACACUCCACAAAUCUUCGCCGCAUGUGGACGAGGGGCGCGGAGCUCGUUUAGAAUGCUUCGCCAUGGCCUCGAAGUCGAAGAAGUGGUCAGCUCGGAUCUCCCGGGAAUUCCUAACGCUGUGUGGACGACGAAACUCAAGGAAGACGACCCCUUCGACUCGUACAUCAUCUUGUCUUUCGUCAACGGUACUCUGGUCCUUUGCAUCGGUGAGACGAUCGAAGAAGUGCAAGAUACUGGUUUCCUUUCCUCGGCUCCUACUCUUGCUGUACAACAAAUUGGCUACGAUGCCUUAUUGCAAGUACACCCGCACGGUAUUCGCCAUGUCCUCAGUGACAAACGAGUCAACGAAUGGAGAGUCCCCCAGGGCAAGACGAUUGUCGCGGCCACCACAAACAAGCGCCAGGUCGUCGUUGCGUUGAGCUCUGCCGAGCUUGUGUAUUUCGAGUUGGAUCUUGACGGCCAGCUGAACGAGUACCAGGACCGCAAGGCGAUGGGUAGCACUGUCUUGGCUCUCAGUAUUGCAGAGGUGCCCGAAGGCCGACAACGUACGCCUUUCCUAGCCGUUGGAUGUGAAGAUCAGACAGUCCGAAUCGUAUCGCUCGACCCUGAGAGUACGCUCGAGACGAUCAGUCUGCAAGCGCUGACGGCCCCGCCCUCUGCUAUCUGCAUUGCCGACAUGCUCGAUGCGGGUAUCAACAAAACGCAUCCGACAAUGUUUGUCAACAUCGGCUUGCAAAAUGGCGUUCUCCUACGGACAGUGCUUGAUCCUAUCAACGGUCAGCUCACGGACACCCGGACGAGGUUCUUGGGUACACGUCCAAUCCGCCUUAUCCGCGUGCAAAUCCAGCGGAAUCCGGGCAUUCUCGCGUUAUCAUCGCGAUCAUGGCUCAACUACACCUACCAAAACCUCAUGCAUUUCACUCCCCUCAUCUUCGAGAACCUCGAUUACGCGUGGAGCUUCUCCGCUGAACUUUGUCCAGAGGGUCUCAUCGGCAUAUCCGGCAGCGUCCUAAGGAUUUUCCAAAUCCCGAAGCUGGGUACGAAGCUGAAGUCGGACGCAAUCCCGCUCUCGUACACCCCUCGCAAAUUCAUCCCGCACCCGGCAAACGGUCUAUUCUAUCUGAUUGAGGGCGACCAUCGCGUACGUAGCGAUGCCGCCUCUGCGCAGGCGAUUGAUGAUCUACGGCGGCAAGGGAAGAUGAUUGAUGAAGAAACAGUUGAUCUACCUUCCGAGGUGUUCGGUCGGCCAAAGGCCCCCGCCGGCACCUGGGCUUCAUGUAUCCGCAUCAUUGACCCUGUGGAUGCAAAAACGGUGAACGUGAUCCCACUAGACAACAAUGAGGCGGCGUUCUCCCUCGCGAUCGUCCCCUUCGCUGCACGGGGGAAUGAACUGCAUCUCGUCGUUGGCACGGCACAGGAUACAUUUUUGGCGCCGCGCUCAUGCACUAGUGGCUUCCUCCGUACAUAUCGAUUCACAGAGGAUGGACACAAUCUCGAGCUGUUACAUAAGACGGAGACAAACGACGUCCCGCUUGCAGUUAUGGCCUUCCAGGGGAAGCUUGUCGCGGGUGUAGGCAAGGCGCUGCGACUAUAUGACAUGGGAAAGAAGAAACUUCUGAGGAAGGUUGAAAACAAGAGUUUUUCAUCAGCGAUUGUUACUCUCAACACCCAAGGCUCUAGGAUCCUAGUUGGCGACAUGCAAGAGUCUGUCUUUUACGCAGUCUACAAGCCCCCAGAAAACAAGCUGCUCAUCUUUGCGGACGACACACAGCCACGGUGGAUCACUGCAACGGCAAUGGUCGACUACAAUACCGUUGUCGCUGGAGACCGUUUUGGCAACGUCUUCGUCAAUCGCUUAGACCCAAAGGUCUCGGACCAAGUAGACGACGAUCCAACCGGCGCUGGCAUCCUGCACGAAAAGGGCAUUCUCGCCGGCGCCCCGCACAAGACGCAGAUGCUCGCGCACUUCCACGUCGGCGACCUCGUCACGUCGAUCCACAAGGUGUCGCUAGUCGCAGGCGGGCGCGAGAUUCUGCUAUACACAGGGUUGCACGGGACGAUUGGCAUCCUAGUACCAUUCGUGUCGAAGGAGGACGUGGACUUUAUCUCGACGCUGGAGCAGCACAUGCGAACGGAGCAGCUCAGCAUAGUCGGGCGGGACCACCUUACGUGGCGCGGGUACUACGUGCCUGUGAAGGCGGUCGUGGACGGUGACCUAUGCGAGUCGUUCGCGCGGCUGCCGGCGGGCAAGCAGAGCGCGAUCGCGGGCGAGCUGGACCGGACGGUGGGCGAGGUGCUGAAGAAGCUGGAGCAGCUGCGUGUCACGGCAAGUGGGUUCUAG
Molecule: messenger RNA, 3642 nt
Organism: Postia placenta MAD-698-R-SB12
Lineage: Eukaryota; Fungi; Basidiomycota; Agaricomycetes; Polyporales; Adustoporiaceae
Exons: 13
Coding region: 1-3642 (1213 amino acids)
Biological process (GO): mRNA splicing, via spliceosome
Cellular component (GO): U2 snRNP; nucleus
Molecular function (GO): U2 snRNA binding; protein binding
Source: RefSeq, a predicted model, not a curated record